Molecule: messenger RNA, 12975 nt
Organism: Zasmidium cellare ATCC 36951
Lineage: Eukaryota; Fungi; Ascomycota; Dothideomycetes; Mycosphaerellales; Mycosphaerellaceae
Exons: 1
Coding region: 1-12975 (4324 amino acids)
Biological process (GO): microtubule-based movement
Cellular component (GO): dynein complex
Molecular function (GO): dynein light intermediate chain binding; ATP binding; ATP hydrolysis activity
Source: RefSeq, a predicted model, not a curated record
AUGGAGGACCCCGUGGUCCCCGGAGUCAAUGGCGUGGCUAAUGGCACGCCGGCCACGCCCGCUCCAUCGUCGGUCGAACCGCAGGCCAUCAUCAAAUACCUCGCAAGCGUACUGGAAGUCACGCUGGGAGCCACAGAUCAAGAGCUGCGCGCGCCGGGGAGUCUGUUGAACUCAUCACAACUGGACGAUACGGUGUCAAGAUGCAUGCGGUUUGCGCUGGAACAGCAGAUGGCGCUGUAUGUGCUAAAGCAGGCACCCUCGACACAGACAAACGGCACUGUGAAUGGCGAAGGACCGCAGCAUCACGAUAAGUAUGUGCUCAGCUCGGAGGUGUCAUACUCUUCCGGAACCGUUGGCUGCGUGGCCUUUCUGAAGAGACCGACUUCUAUAUCGCCGGACGUACCGAUCAGCAAGCAAAUCUCGGUCGUCAAUCUCUCACUUUCUGGUCUGUCCGGAUCAGAGUCUGGAUCAGCGAUAUCUCCGUAUGAAAGCCUGCACUCAUUCGUGCGGGGUGCCCUCACUCCGUUCUUUGAAGCUGCCGCGAGAGGAUCAGAAGCAGCUGGAGAUAAGCUUAGCAGAACAGAUGGUGAAGCUCGGACAGGCAUAUCUGGAGCGAGGCGGAAGUUGGCAGACCUGGAGAUCACUCUGCAGAAUCUACAGCAGAACAUUGAGGUUGAGGCGCCACGUUUGCAAAUCCAUGAGGCGGUACAAGCACAACUCGCUGAGGCGAACGGAGAUCCUCAGGCCGCAGCCAUCCAGAUACCGGACAGCCUGGUCACGGACAGCACACUCUUGAAUAGACUGCAGAGCAUGGUCAAUGAAUGGAUCAAGCAGAUACGAGACUUCACGAGAAUAACGGAUGAUCCUGAUGUUGGCACUACUUCGCAAGAGAAGAACUUUUGGCUCACCAUGGAGAGCGCAAUAGAAGGGAUCGAGGCACAGCUCGCAAGUGGAGGUGUCUCGCUCACUAUGAAGAUUCUGGAGAAGGCAAAGAGACAUGGAAUCACUGCAAGCUUCCAGUCAGAUACCCGCUUGAAAGAGACGAAAGAUAAAGUGCAGAGGUAUAAUCAGCUCUUUCAAGGCUUCCCCAUCGAAGAGCUUUUGUCUGCGACAUCGGUUGAGAAGCUGCGUGAUGCACUGGACGAUGUUUUCAAUCACUUCAACAAGAAGCUGCGCAUCUGCCCCUAUCCGAUCAAGCGAGCGCUGGCUCUCGUGGAGGCGAUCUCUGGCGAUUUGGACUCACGCCUGCACGACUUGUUACAUGGCCGAGCGCUGAUGCAUGCGGACUUCCGAGAGUUUUCAAAGACUGUAGCAGAGGUUCAGAAGCUCUGGAUCAUUUGGGAUGACGACCUGAAGGAGUUCACAAAUGUGGCUCGAGACGUCACGCGCCGUCGACACGACAAAUUUGUGCCCAUCAAGAUCACCAAACGCCACGAUAAGACCCAAGACCGGAUUAACUACAUCUACAAGUUCAGAGACGACCAUGAGCAACUUCAGAAGACGAUCGCCACGGUUCUUGGACCAGACGAGGACAUCGUCGAUCUCGCUGACGGCGCAACCGCUCCAGUGAUCGUCGAGGAGAUGGGCGACGUUGAUGCUGCCGAAGAGAUCACUCAAGCGUACACUGCCGUUAAGGACGUGGAUGUGCUCGAUAUCUCUCCUGAAGGCGAGCGUCUAUGGACGCAAGCUGAAGCUGCAUACAACGAGCGAACCGCACGUGUCGAGAACUCGAUCAUCGCACGACUACGAGAUCGGCUGGCAGUUGCUAAGAGUGCCAACGAGAUGUUUCGUGUCUUCUCAAAAUUCAAUGCCCUCUUCGUACGACCGAAGAUCAAGGGCGCCAUAACAGAAUACCAGGUACAGCUUAUGAACAACGUGCGCGAGGACAUCGAUAGCCUGCAGAAGCGCUUCACCCACCAAUACGGCCAGUCUGAAGCUCACGGCAUGGCGCAACUGCACGAUUUACCACCCAUAUCUGGAGCCAUCAUCCGCGCACGACAGAUCGAGCGACAGCUGAACAACUACCUUGGCAAGGUAGAAGAUAUCCUGGGUCCUCAGUGGAAGCAACACACGGAUGGUGCAAAGCUCAAUCAGCUAGGAGAGGGCUUUCGUCGAAAGCUGGACACUAAGCCUAUCGUCGACGAUUGGUUGAGGGACAUUGGCAGGCGGCAUCUUUCCAUCUCUGGACGUCUGUUCUCUGUCACCCAGAACCGUGCUCGUGGCAACGUGCUUGAGAUCAACGUCAACUUCGAUUCUCAGCUCAUCAUCCUGUUCAAGGAGGUGCGGAAUUUGCAUUGGCUGAACUGUGUCGUUCCGCAUGCCAUUUCCAACGUGUCGAAGGAAGCCAGGAGGGUGUACCCAUUCGCUGUCAGCUUGAUGGAGAGCCUGAACACCUAUGCUCAGACCAAUCUGGCAAUCGAGAACAUGUCGGAGGUCACCUCCUUGCUCAGUGGAUAUCGCAAUGGCGUGCAAGGCUUUAUCGGCAAGGGCGCCCCUCUCCGUUGGGAUACAUUUGUCCUCGCCUACGACGUUCACGUUCGCCACAGUAAUGAAGGUGGUCUGGGAGGUUCCGGCGACGAUAAGCUGCACGUACAAUUUGUGCGAAACCUGGGCAACUCGAUUGCUACUUUGCAAAGCAAGGUCACAACUCUGUCAACGAUCCAAGUGACCGUGGAAUCGACGUUACGAGAGCUGCAGACCUGCCCCUUUACCUACGAAGCUUUCAGCACCCACUUGGAGACUCUACAGCGUGCCAUCGAUCAGCUCAACCUCGAGACUUACUCGAAUAUCCCAUAUUGGGUGUCCAAGACCAACGAGAGAGUCGUCGAUACACUCCAUGCACGGUUACAGCAGGCUCUGAAAGACUGGACGGAGGACUUCGAAAAUGGAUACAGUGCUGAACAACAAGAACAGCGCGAGCCAGGUUCACCUAACAUCGCAACAUUCAGCCAUGAUAUUCUCAUGCAGAGCCAGCUCAUCCAGCUCGAUCCGCCUCUCGAAGAUGCCAAAACUGGCUGGCUUGACAACUUGAACAGUUGGCUUGCUACUGUCUGUAGCUUGCCGCGCCUUCAAGCUUCCCGUUUCGAGAAUGCACUUACUGUAAGCAGCACGACCAUCACCAAGACCUAUUCUGAGCUGCCAAUCAUGUGCAUGGGUUCGCUUGCAGAGCUUUAUGAUCGAAUCGAGGCCAAGCUAAGCGUCGGUCAAACAUACGUCGACGAGUGGCUGCAAUUCCAGUCUCUAUGGGAUCUACAAUUGCAACAAAUCCAAGACGACCUAGGCGAGGAGCUUGAUCUGUGGCUCCAGCUCAUCCUCGAGAUCCGUCAGAAGCGAGAGACGUUCGAUACGUCUGGUAUGCGGCGUUCAUUUGGCCACCUGAUCAUCAACUACGAGCAAGUGCAGUCGAAAGUCAAUGCCAAGUACGAUCAAUGGCAACAUGAUCUUCUUGCUCAUUUCUCGUCAAUGUUCGCGACGCGUCUUGUCGACGUCUUCUCCGAGCUUCAGCGUGCGAGAAAGGAUCUGGAAGGCCAAUCGAUGCAAGCCACUUCUACAUCACAAGCUGUGUCCUUCAUCACGGUUGUACAGACCUGCAAGCGGCAGACCAAGAUCUGGGAGCCUGAGAUGGAUACUUUCAGGCAAGGGCAGCAGACUCUUUCUCGACUGCGAUUCCAAUAUCCCAAGGACUGGCUGUAUGUGGAGCAGGUCGACCAUGAGUGGACCGCUUUGAUGGAAGUCCUGGACAAGAAGAGCAAGCAGAUUGCCGACCAUACAGAAGGCUUGCGAUCCAAGAUCAUCACUGAAGAUGGAGUUGUGUCCCGGAGAAUCGCAGAGAUGACAGAGAAGUGGAGAGAGCAGAGGCCCGAAUCUGGAUCUAUUCCUCCCGCUGAAGCAACGACGGUCCUGGAUGGCUUCGACACCGAGCUCACGCAGCUUCAAGAGCAAUCUGAGAUGGUCUCCAAGGCCAAGGAAGCUUUGGAACUACCCGCUGGCCCCGACAAUGCCUUGGCUGACCUCUUGGCUGAGGUUCAGGACUACAAGUCAGUGUGGGCCAACUUGACUGUCGUCUGGGAGCAGCUUAACGACCUGCGCGACCAGCCUUGGAACAGUGUGCAGCCCCGGAAGCUUCGGCAAGCCAUCGACAAUCUCAUCAAGACUACGAAGGAGAUGCCCAGCAGAAUGCGAUCGUAUGCCGCCUUUGAGCACCUGCAAUCCGUCCUGAGGCAGCUAUUGAAGGUCAACCCCCUCCUCACCGAGAUGCGAUCUGAUGCUGUCCGCGAGCGACAUUGGCAGAAGAUCUUCAAGAACCUACAGCCGUCGAAGCGUUACUCCGCAAUCUCCAUGACUCUUGGAGAUGUCUGGGACCUGCAGCUGGGCCCAAGCGAGUCUGUCAUUCGGGAUGUCAUUGCACAGGCUCAAGGUGAGAUGGCUCUUGAAGAGUUCGUGAGGUCCGUUCGUGAGCACUGGCAGAACUACACUCUCGAUCUGGUCAACUAUCAGAACAAAUGCCGCCUCAUUCGUGGCUGGGACGAUCUGUUCGCGAAGUGCAGCGAUCACUUGAACUCUCUACAAGCCAUGCGGCAUUCACCAUACUACAAGGAGUUCGAAGAGGAGGCUUCCUCGUGGGAGGACAAACUCAAUCGCAUCCACGUCCUCUUCGAUGUAUGGAUUGACGUCCAGCGUCAAUGGGUCUAUCUGGAGGGCGUCUUCACUGGCAAUGCCGACAUCAAGCAUCUUCUACCGGUGGAGUCAUCUCGCUUCGCAAACAUCAACAGCGAGUUCAUGAACGUCCUCAAAAAGGUCUACCGUUCGCCACAGGUCUUAGAAGUGCUGAACAUUCCAGAUGUGCAGCGUUCGCUGGAGCGAUUGGCGGACUUGCUCAACAAGAUCCAAAAAGCUCUCGGUGAGUAUCUGGAGAAGGAACGUGUGGCUUUCCCUCGCUUCUACUUCGUCGGUGACGAAGACUUGCUCGAGAUCAUCGGCAACAGCAACGAUACUCUGCGCAUAGCAAAGCAUCUGCGGAAGAUGUUUGCUGGAGUUUCUGGAGUAGUCAUGGAUGAAGAGUCCAUCAUCUCUGGUCUCACCUCCCGAGAAGGUGAGACGAUGAUGCUGAGAAACCCAAUCUCCCUUAUCCAAACGCCAAAGAUCAACGACUGGCUUCGUGCGCUUGAGAAUGGAAUGAGGGAGACGCUAUCAGAACUCUUGGUCGAGGCUGUCGCAGAGUAUGAAACCUUGGAGCAAGAUGACCAGACUGGCUUCGAAAGCUACAUCUACAAGUACCCAGCUCAGAUCGUCGUCCUCGCAACACAAGCCUACUGGACAUCGCAAGUUGGAGCUGCACUACAGCAAGGCGGAGACGCGUUGCAAAAGCUGUUCGAAGUUCAGGUUAACAAGCUGAAGUUCCUCGCAGCUUCUGUCUUGCGAGAGUUGGAGCCAGUCUACCGCAAGAAGUGCGAACACCUCAUCACGGAGUUCGUUCACCAGAGAGAUACUAUUGAGAAGCUCAUCAGCGGCGGUGCCGAUUCGCCUGGCCACUACCUUUGGCUACUCCAGAUGCGCUACGACUUCGAUGGCAGCGCUGCUCCCCUCGAGCGAAUGCAAAUUCGAGUCGCCAACGCCACGCUUGCGUACGGAUUCGAGUAUCUCGGCGUGCCAGAGCGCCUUGUACGCACGCCUCUCACGGAUCGUUGUUUCCUCACACUCAGUCAGGCUUUGUGCCAGCGACUUGGUGGUUCGCCCUACGGUCCAGCAGGAACUGGAAAGACCGAGUCCGUCAAAGCACUUGGUGUGCAGCUCGGUCGCUUCACUCUCGUCUUCAACUGUGACGACACAUUCGACUUCCAAGCCAUGGGACGAAUCUUCCUCGGUAUCUCGCAAGUGGGUGCAUGGGGUUGCUUUGAUGAGUUCAAUAGAUUGGAGGAGCGCAUUCUCUCGGCCGUCUCCCAGCAGAUCCAGAAUAUUCAGGUCGGCCUGCGAAAGCGUGCGCAGGAUGCUGGCUCUGAGAUUGAUCUUCUCGGCAGAUCACUCAAGGUCCACCCACUGACCGGCAUGUUCAUCACUAUGAACCCUGGUUAUGCUGGGCGUUCGAACUUGCCAGACAACUUGAAGAAGCUCUUCCGCAGUGUGGCAAUGUCGAAGCCUGACAAGGAGAUCAUUGCAGAAGUCAUGCUCUUCUCACAAGGUUUCUCAGAGGCCAAGACUCUGUCGAGGCAGACUGUGCCUUUCUUCGACAGGUGCAGUGGUUCAUUGUCCAAGCAACCGCAUUACGACUUUGGACUGCGUGCCUUGAAGAGUGUCCUGGUCAGCUCUGGAGGGUUGAAGCGAGCGCGACUUGCUGAUGGAGACGCUCAAGAAGCUGACACUGUCGUGGAGCCACAGAUCAUCGUCCAGAGUAUUCGCGAGACGAUCGCACCGAAGUUGGUAAGAGACGAUGCUCUGAUGAUGGCGCAAAUCGAAGGCGAGGCUUUCCCCGGCGUCCAGUAUGUACCAGCAUCCCUGGAGAAACUGCGCGGUGCUCUUCAGGAAGUCGUUGAUGAGCGCAAGCUCGUUGCAACCGACUCGUGGCUCACCAAGGUCCUGCAACUGUACCAGAUCCAACACCUGCACCAUGGUGUGAUGAUGGUUGGUAAUUCCGGUACUGGCAAGUCCACCGCAUGGCAAGCACUGCUCGCUGCUUUGCAGAAGGUCGAUGGUGUCGAAGGCGUCUGCCAUGUCAUCGAUCCCAAGGUCAUGUCCAAGGAAAGCCUGUACGGUAGCUUGGACAGCACCACACGCGAGUGGACCGAUGGUCUGUUCACCAGCAUCCUGCGCAAGGUUGUUGACAACCUGCGUGGUGAGGAUAGCAAGCGCCACUGGAUUAUCUUCGACGGUGAUGUCGAUCCAGAGUGGGUCGAGAACUUGAACAGUGUGCUGGACGACAACAAACUGCUUACGUUACCAAACGGUGAACGUCUUGGUCUACCAUCCAAUGUUCGUGUCAUGUUCGAGGUUGAAACGCUUCGCUAUGCCACUCUGGCCACCGUCAGUCGAUGUGGUAUGGUGUGGUUCAGCGACGACACCGUGGACAUCGAUGUCAUGCUGUCAAGAUACAUCGCCCAGCUUCGCACUGCCACUUUCGAGGAUCUGGAGGAGGACACAGGCACACUUACGUCCUCUGAAGCACGCCUUGCUACCCAGAACCUAAUGGCGGAGAUCCUCAACCGACGACUCACCGAGAAUGACUUCGUCAGAAAAGCCAUGGAUCACUGCGCAAGCUUGAAGCACAUUAUGGAGUUCACCUCCAUUCGAGCAAUCGGCACGCUGUUCUCACUCCUUCGGAAGUCUUGUCGAUCUGUGCUUGAGUACAACAUCCAGCAUACCGACUUCCCGCUCAACGACGAUCAAGUGGAAGCAUACUUGUCGAAGAAGGUCCUGCUGGCAGCAGUAUGGUCUUUCACAGGAGACUGUCCCCUAAUUGACCGGAAGGCUUUCGGUGACUACCUUGCCGGCCUGGCUACCCUGGAUAUGCCUGUCUUGACUGAGACAACCUCUCUCAUCGAUUACGACGUGACUUUGCCAGAAGCUGCGUGGUCUUCAUGGCAGAACCAGGUUCCUACAAUUGAAGUCAACACACACUCUGUGACACAGACGGACCUGGUCAUCCCAACGUUGGACACCGUUCGCCACGAAGAUGUGCUCUACUCGUUCUUGGCCGAGCACAAGCCUCUCCUGCUCUGCGGUCCUCCUGGAUCCGGAAAGACCAUGACGCUCUUUAGUGCCCUGCGUAAGCUUCCCAACAUGGAGGUGGUCGGUCUGAACUUCUCAAGCGCAACAACCCCAGAUUUACUUGUCAAGACGCUCGAGCAAUACUGCGAUUACAAGAAGUCGCUCAGCGGUGUUACGAUGGCACCUCGACAGAUCGGUCGCUGGCUUGUGGUCUUCUGCGAUGAGAUUAACUUGCCAGCUCCUGACAAGUACGGCACUCAGCGUGUGAUCUCGUUCCUGCGACAGCUUGUUGAGCAUGGCGGAUUCUGGCGAACAACUACAAAGAGCUGGGUCAGCCUCGAGCGCAUCCAAUUUGUCGGCGCUUGCAACCCGCCAACCGAUGCUGGACGUACGCCUCUCGGUCUGCGAUUCCUGCGACAUGCACCGUUGAUCAUGGUGGACUACCCAGGAGAGCUGUCAUUGAAGCAGAUCUAUGGCACCUUCAACAAUGCAGUUUUGAAGAUCAUCCCGACCCUACGUGGGUACGCCGAUGCCUUGACCCAGGCAAUGAUCAAGGUCUAUCUGUCAUCGCAAAAGCGAUUUACGCCGGACAUCCAACCACAUUACGUCUACUCGCCACGUGAGUUGACGAGAUGGAUUCGUGCGAUCUACGAGGCUAUUCGUCCACUGGAGACUCUGUCACUGGAAGGCCUUGUCCGUAUCUGGGCUCACGAAGCGCUACGGCUGUUCUCUGAUCGUCUUAUCGCUGACGAUGAACGCCAGUGGACGGAAGACACCGUGAACAGUAUUGCCGUGGAGCACUUCCCCAACAUCGACGAGGAGGCAGCUCUGCAACGACCCAUCCUGUUCUCCAACUGGCUAUCAAAGAAUUACGUCCCAGUUGCUCGUGAUCAACUUCGCGAUUUCGUCAAAGCUAGGCUGCGGACCUUCUGCGAGGAAGAGCUUGAUGUGCCACUCAUCUUGUUCAACGAUGUGCUGGAGCAUGUCCUACGCAUCGACCGAGUCUUCCGGCAGCCACAGGGCCACCUCAUUCUGAUCGGUGUCAGCGGCAGUGGCAAGACCACCCUAUCGCGCUUCGUGGCAUGGAUGAACGGUCUGUCCGUGUUCCAGAUCAAGGUCCACGGCAGAUACUCGUCUGAAGACUUCGACGAGGACCUGCGCAAUGUGCUGCGGAGAUGCGGCUGCAAGGGCGAGAAGAUCUGCUUCAUUAUGGACGAAUCCAAUGUCCUGGACUCUGGCUUCCUCGAACGCAUGAACACACUGCUGGCCAACGGUGAGGUUCCUGGUCUCUUCGAGGGUGACGAGUACGCUACGCUGAUGACUGCCUGUAAGGAAGGCGCACAACGACAGGGCCUUCUGCUCGACUCGCAGGAAGAACUUUACAAGUGGUUUACGCAGCAAAUUGUUCGCAACCUGCACGUGGUCUUCACGAUGAAUCCUCCAUCUGAAGGUCUCGGCUCCAAGGCAGCCACCAGUCCGGCUUUGUUCAAUCGUUGCGUUCUGAACUGGUUUGGAGACUGGUCUAACCAAGCGCUGUACCAAGUGGCCUUCGAGCUUACACAGUCCGUGGACAUUGACAAGGGCAAUUACAGCGCUCCCGACAGCUUGCCCAUUGCUUUCGAUCAGCUGGAGAUGCCGCUAUCUCAUCGCGAUGCUGUGGUCAACGCCAUGGUACACGUACACCACUCGCUACGAUCAUUUAAUGACCGUCUAAAGCGCCAACAGAACAAGACAACAUUCUUAACGCCACGCCAGUUCCUUGACUUUGUCGCUCAGUUCGUCAAGCUUUUUAACGAGAAGCGUGAUGACCUGGAGGAACAACAGCGACAUUUGAACGUCGGUCUCGACAAGCUUCGGGAGACGGUCGAGAAAGUGUCUGAGCUGAAGAAGAGCCUCGCGGAGAAGAAGUCUGAGCUAGAGAGGAAAGACGCAGAGGCUAGCGAGAAGCUGCAGCGUAUGGUCGCAGAUCAACGUGAGGCCGAACAGCGACGUGCAACAUCGCUCGAUAUCCAGGCUGCCCUCGAGAAGCAGGAGAAGGUCGUGGCUGAGCGGAGAGAAGUCGUGCUCAAUGACUUGGCCAAGGCCGAGCCAGCUGUCGAAGAAGCCCAGCGCAGCGUCAGCAAUAUCAAGCGUCAGCACCUCACUGAAGUACGAUCCAUGCAGAAUCCUCCAGCUGGUGUCAAGCUUGCACUGGAGGCUGUCUGCACGCUGCUUGGUCACAAGGCUCCCGACUGGAAGACAAUUGUCGGUAUUGUCCGCCGCGACGACUUCAUCGCCAGCAUCGUCAACUACGACAACGAGAAGCAAAUGACAGCUCAGCACAGAUCCAAGAUGAAGGCGGACUAUAUCUCGAAGGACGAUGAGUUCUCCUUCGAGCGUGUCAACCGUGCAAGUAAAGCUUGUGGUCCGUUGGUCCAAUGGGUCCACGCUCAAGUCAACUAUUCUGAGAUCCUGGAUCGUGUUGGACCUCUGCGAGAGGAGGUCGAUCAACUGCAAGAGGAAGCGCUCCAGACCAAGGCCGAGGCGAAGGCCAUCGAGAAUACUCUACAGGAACUUGAGCAGAGUAUUGCCACGUACAAGUCCGAGUACGCCUCGCUCAUCAGUCAGACCGAAGCCAUCAAGGCAGAGAUGAGCCGUGUGCAGUCCAAGGUCGACCGCAGCAUGCGUCUGCUCAACAGUCUGUCUUCCGAACGUGGACGUUGGGAGGAGGGCAGCAAGACCUUCCAGGUACAGAUGGAGACCAUCAUCGGCGAUGUCUUCCUGGCUUCAGGCUUCCUCGCGUAUGCUGGCUUCUACGAUCAACAGUACCGCCGUGCCAUGUUGGAGGACUGGUCGCUCCAGCUUUCAAGCUCGGGCAUUGCCUUCAAGGCCCAGAAUGCGCUGUCUGAAUACCUAUCGACGGCUGAUGAGCGUCAACAAUGGCAUGACAAUGGAUUGCCGGUUGACGAGCUCUGCACUGAGAAUGCCAUCAUGCUCAAGCGAUACAAUCGAUACCCGCUCAUCAUCGACCCGUCUGGCCGUGUUACAGAGUUCCUGCAGAACGAGAGCAAGGAGAGGCGACUCACGGUCACCAGUUUCCUGGACAGCUCAUUCGUCAAGCAGCUGGAGAGUGCGCUGCGUUUCGGCAACCCUAUUCUUAUUCAAGACGCUGAGCACAUCGAUCCGAUCCUCAACCAUGUCCUCAACAAGGAGUAUCAGCGUACCGGAGGCCGUGUUCUCAUUCAGCUUGGCAGACAAGAGAUCGACUUUUCGCCAGCGUUCAAGCUCUACUUGUCCACUAGGGAUCCGUCAGCACCAUUCGCGCCAGACGUCUGCAGCAGAACCACCUUUGUCAACUUCACGGUCACGCAGAGUAGCUUGAAGACCCAGACGCUGAACGAUGUGUUGAAGUCUGAGCGACCCGACGUCGAUGAGCGCAGAUCGAAUCUCGUCAAGAUGCAGGGCGAGUUCACACAACGUCUGCGACGUCUCGAGCGCAUGUUGCUACAAGCGCUCAAUGAAUCACGCGGCAACAUCCUUGAUGAUGAGAAUGUCAUUCAGACUCUGGAGACGCUCAAGAAUGAAGCGGCAGAGAUCACCGCCAAGGCAUCCGAGACUGAAGGUGUCAUGAACGAAGUCAACAGCAUCAUGAGCACCUACGACAUCAUUGCACGCUCAUGUUCGGCCAUCUUUGCGGUUCUGGAGCAACUGUACCACGUCCAUCACUUCUAUCAGUUCUCACUGCAGUACUUCGUGGACAUCUUCGAGUCUGUUCUGAAAGCUGCUCGAGAGUCGAAUGAUCGAGACCCCAAGAAGCGUAUCGACUCAAUUGUACGGUCAUUGUUUGCGAAGACGUACAACGAGACCUCGGCAUCACUUUUGCAGAAGGACGGACUCACCUUCGCUGUCCUGCUUGCGCAGGCUGCACCCUUCCCGAUGGACAAGAGCUACCUCGACACCCUGCUUGACGAGUCGUUUGUAGGGAGCGAUGUCAAUCAUACACCUGAGCACAAGGAGAAAGCACUGGGUCUCGCAUCACGAGUCAAGGGUCUGAAAGACAUCGUCGCUAGCCCCGAUACUCCAGAGUGGACGACGUUCUUGGCGACCGAGCGAGCGGAAGAGUGCGUGCCUGGCGUUGCGCAGACUGGUGGAAGUGACAAUGACAAGGCACUCAAAGAACUGGUCCUGGUCAAGCUGUUCCGUAUGGAUCGGCUGGUUCCUGCCACUGAGCGGUUCAUCAACAAUGUCUUUGGUCAAGACUUCCUCGAUGUCGCAGAGGAUCUUGGACGAAUUGCUCGGGAUACAACUGCCAGCUCGCCGAUCGCGCUGUGCUCCAGUCCAGGAUUCGAUGCUUCCUACAAGGUCGAUCAGCUUGUCGAACGCACACAAGCCAGCUGUACGAGCGUUGCUAUGGGUUCGAACGAGAGCGUGUCGAGUGCCGAUGCUGCGCUUGCGGGUGCUGCUGCGAAUGGCUCGUGGGUGCUCAUCAAGAACGUCCAUCUUGCUACUGAGUGGCUUCAGAACUUGGUCAAGCGUAUCGACUCGCUCAAGCCACACAAGGACUUCCGCUUGUUCUUGUCGAUGGAGACCAGCCCCAAGAUACCAUCAAGCUUGCUUCGUGCAUCGAGGGUCCUCAUGUACGAGCAGCCCGCCGGCAUUCGUGCCAACAUGAGGGACACCCUCACUUCGCUGCCAGACAAGGCAGUUCAGCAACCAGUGGAGAAGGCCCGUGUGCACUUUUUGCUGUCCUUCUUGCACGCUGUCGUCCAGGAGCGUCUUCGUUACGCACCGCGACUCGGAUGGAAGGGAUUCUGGGAAUUCAAUGAUGCCGACUUCGAUUGCUCAGCUUUCAUCAUCCAAUGGUGGACCGACAACGUUGCGCGAGGACGGUCCAAUGUGGCGCCUAAGAGCAUCCCAUGGGACAUGCUUCGCGAGCUCAUCUCGGAGAUGUACGGCGGCAAGGUCGACGAUGCUGGCGAUAUGGCGGCCCUGAAAGACCUUGUCUCCAAGACUAUGACGGCCGAUGCGUUUGAGGAGGGUUUCAAUUUGAUCGGUGCGGUAGCCGAAGACAGUGCUGUUGGCUCGCCGUUGCCAAGUGGUACGGCGAAGAACGUCUUCCUGCAGUGGGUGAAGGAGCUGCCUGAGCGUGAGCCUCCAACCUACCUGGGCUUGCCCGCGAAUGCAGAGAAGCUAUUGCUCGUCGCACAUGCCGACGAGAUGUUGAGGAAUUUGAAGACGGUCAUGGGCGUGCUGGAUGAGGGAGAGCAUGUCAUGGCUGAGGCGGUGGAGGAGUGA